This is a messenger RNA of Exaiptasia diaphana, 2648 nucleotides long. RefSeq lists its product as uncharacterized. NCBI's taxonomy places the organism in Eukaryota, Metazoa, Cnidaria, Anthozoa, Actiniaria, Aiptasiidae. The transcript is spliced from 6 exons. The coding region runs from base 340 to 1827 and encodes 495 amino acids. The record is from RefSeq and is a predicted model, not a curated record.
AAUAAUGUAAAGAUAUGAAUAUGAAGACCGCAUGGCACUAUGAUAACACCAUCCUCGCUGAGUCUAAAUCGGGUUCAACCCGUAAAUCUAAAUUUAGAUCUUUGGGUUGGACCCACAUUAGACUGUAGUCCAAGCCACCUCAAGUCGAUAAUGGUCUCAUUGUUUCGUUUUAGCCAAUCAAAGUUCAGAAUAGGGUCUGAGCGCCAUAAAAUUGGAUGCGAGCUGCCGAUGCCGCUACUAGAAUAUUACUUAGCGAUCUGUACAAGUCUCCAUUAAGUCCAUAUACUAAGUCAUAGAUAUCUAUAGCUCACAUUUUCAAGUUUACAUUCGUCCUCAAUUAUGAGUUUUCCGGUUCGCGGGAAAUACACUAGGAUCAGCGACAAUCAAAGAGAAAUCCUUGUAAAKCACUAUAACAAUGGCAUGACAAGCAAGGCCGUUGCGUACAAGGACCAAAUAGAGGCUGCUGCCAAAGAGAGCAAGCUGACCGUGGAUCAAGUAAAGAAAUGGAUUGGGAACGAGAAAUCUCGGCGACGUGCUGCCGCUACUUCAUCAACAGCCGCCUCUGCCAUUGCGCCCAAAAGCCCCAAAAAGCUACCAGGCUUUAUCAAAGGACAGAAUAAGUAUAAUGCUUUCUGUUCAGAAGUCUUUAAAUCUGAUGAAUAUGCUGGAAUUGAGAUGAAGGACAAAAAUAAAAAAGCGGCACAGCAAUGGCGAGAAAUACCACAAGAAAAGAAGGAAGAGUAUGUACAAAAAGCAAAAUGUGCCUCAUCAAAUUGUGAUUCUGAGGAGCAACGCGAUGAGAUAAUAAAAAAACAUAAAAAACAGCUUUUCAAUGAGGUUAUGUUUCUAGAAGACAUGGGUUGUGAGAUAGCCAUAAUUCUAAUGGAACCAUCUGGGCAAAUAUUCAAUUUUGGGUCUUCUGGUGGUGAAAGCUUCCUGUCUUCUAAUGUGGAGAUGACACUUAAAUUCAAGGAGCAUUUUGCUUGCAAUAAUGAGAAGUAUGAUUAUCAAGAUUUGACAAAGAUGUUCAACGAAAAAUACAGUGAAGCUGUUGGAAAGAUGUGCCGGGUUCCAUAUUUGAAAGGUGGAUUUUUGGUUAAAGGUUUGCCUGAAGGUAUCCCUUUCCGCAAACCCACUCAUUAUGGACACAAACAAAUUCAAGCUAUCAUGUCAUGCAAGGACAACAUAGUUUUUGAAAUAACUCCUGAUCAAUGCAGUACUGACAACAAAGAAGAAAGUCAAGUAGAACCAGAGAAUGCUCCCAACAGUAAAAAGGAACUUCUGACAAAGAUUUGUGGAGAGGAAGUUGCAAGAAGGAUUUUAUCAGGAAUUGACCAGCAAAUUAAAGAAGAUGAAGUUGAAGUUGUUGGGCUUGAGUUAGAACAAGAUGAGCGCCUGAGACUGUGCCACAACGAUGUUUUGAAACAUUUUGAUGAUGAUGCAAUAACAGCUAUAAAGGAGAACCUUAUCCAUUCCUCCGAUGUGGGAGGUAUGGUAUUACCUAUCUACACUAUGGCCGACGAAGAGUUCUGGCUGUUUUACUGCAAUGACAGACACCCUAAAAGUAUUAACCGCUUAUCUGGAAGGAAACCAGUUAAAGGGUACUGGCUGGACUUAGAUACAAAUAGUCAAAGUGGGAACUACAAGCUGCUGGAUCAAAAAACAGAAAUCAAAGCAGAAGCACUAGUGAUGUCAGCAGUUGGGCCAUUAUACCUGACCACAGAAAUGAAAAUUGAAGAAGGACAAAUUUUUAAACCUUCUCUUAACUUCAAGAAGGCAAUAUUUGACACUCUUUCAGAGCAAGGAUUCCUUAAGAACUUACGUUAGAAAGCAAAUUCAUUAGUCUGUAGUCUUCGAACAAAAUGAAGCUUGUGCAUCUGUAAUAAAAUAAAGAUUUUUAAAAAGUGCCAAUUGGACCAAAAUCAAUGAAAAUUGAAAAUAACUUUGAAUUUACUGAAGCUGAAAUGAUUUCCGUGAAGCAGUAUUUUGCUUACAUACAAAGGAGAUACAUAUACCUAUUUCAAAAAAGGUCGUCAGAUAAAUUGUUUGGCGACUUGAUGAAAUGGUAAUUGUCAAACAGCGAUUGCACGACCGAAAUUAAAUUAGCCAUGGGUUUUGCCAAUGGAUGGGGAAUAACUGAUUUUAUCAUUGGCUCCAUUUAGUCUCCAUUUUCACGCAAAUAAACCCAACAAUUCAAUUUUUUGUGUGUCAAAGAACGCAACCAUAGUUCCUUUCGGUCGUCCAUUCUCCCUUCGACAAUCGCCGCUCGCCGUUAUUCUCCACGACGACGUUUUUUGUCAAUUUUUUUGUCAUUUUUAAUUUGUUAUGUAUGAAGUCAUACCUAACCCUAUUGUUCUUUGAGAUUUUGAAUCAAAAUAAACAAUUUUUGAUAAAGACAAACAGUUGGCAACAUUUAAAAAUUGAUGAUAUAUAUCCGCGUGAGCAUUUAUCUGCUUCAACUUUAUAUAUUACGUGGAAUAAAAUUUACAUCAAUUUACGAUAGUUUGCUUGUGAAUUCUGUAGAACGAGAAAGCAUUAGAAUUGAGUGCUCCCGUGGUGAUAGCAAAGCAUAAUGGGCUAUAGUUUACUUGUGAGCUCUGUAGUACGAGAAAAUAUCGUAAUUGAUAUUAAUAAAUGGUGGAUGUAUC